Oreochromis aureus is the source of this 1318-nucleotide messenger RNA. Its product is annotated as V-set and transmembrane domain-containing protein 5. The record is from RefSeq and is a predicted model, not a curated record. Gene Ontology annotation, biological process: positive regulation of excitatory synapse assembly; filopodium assembly. The coding region runs from base 457 to 1041 and encodes 194 amino acids. NCBI's taxonomy places the organism in Eukaryota, Metazoa, Chordata, Actinopteri, Cichliformes, Cichlidae. Gene Ontology annotation, cellular component: plasma membrane; axon; dendrite. The transcript has 4 exons.
CAUUUUGUGACAGUGUGUCUGUAGAUAGACAAUUAAGUGGCUGUAAUAGGUAAAUUAGAAUAUAUUGCUCAACGGCUUUCAGCCUUCAGUUGUGUGUGAGUGUGUGAGAGAGCGCUGCCACACAAGGACUACAUGUUUGCUCAGUAAUCUCCGGCUCAACCUGUCUGAUAGGUGUGGGCUGGCUGGCAGUGACUUGUGCAGGUAUGAAGUCAAAUCCAACACAGUCUUGAGAGAGAGGAGGGAAGCUUUUGCACUCCUGACAGACACUCUUACUUUUUACAAAAAAGCAGAAGGAAAGCAAUAGAAGAACAACUCUCAUAAACUCCAGGAAGAGAGAAGAAGAAGAAGAAGAAGAAACCAUGGGAAAAGGUGGAAGACGAGGAGAAUGCUACAAAAUGUAAAAUAACCCAAGGAAGCUUCUUCUGCGGCAGUUCGACAGAUGGGUCUGGAAUCCUAAUGUGGCAUUUCAGGCUCUGGGAAAUACAAGAUGUUGCUGUUUUUCUCAGCAUCAUGUUAUAUAUGUGCCACCUAGCUGGAGCCAUUUCCAUAUACUCUCCUCAGAGGAGCCUGAUCCGCUCUGUGCAGGACGAUGUGAUCUUCUCAGUGAAUUUCACCUGCAGCGAGAUCCCAAACAUACAAUGGACUUUUAUGUCAGGAUUGGUGAGCCGGAUGAUAGGGACCUGGCAGCCUGGGGGGUACACCAACAUAACGGAGGACUACAGCAGCCGGGUGCAGGCCUAUGACAACGGUUCGAUGUGCCUGUCAGACCUGCGGCUGCAGGAUGGUGGAUUCUACGUCGUCACCAUCACAGAAUCAACCGGGAGCAGCAAGGAUUUUGGUUUCGUCCUCAAAGUAAAUGAGGUUCUGUAUGAGGACCUUCAGUACCUUACUGUCUCUUUUUUGGCCCUGGCCUGCUUGGCCGGCCUUCUUAUGCUCGCCAUGUGGCUCCUGGACAAGGCCUACAAGAAGAUAAUGGCAUGCAAGCGCAGGAGAGAGAUGCCAGAAAACGAUGUGACUGAGCUGCAGAUAAUGAACAUCUGAGUGAUGACUCACCUGAAAUGGCCAAUCAAAGCUGUCAGUUAUACAACAUGAGGACAUACUUUUGAAGGUGGAAUGUUGUGUACAUAAAACUGUCCUCUUUAUAAAAUCUAGUAACUUACAGCUCAAAGCAUGACUGGUCAGUCAUGAAUACCUGCACUGUGUUGAUAUUUUGUACUGAUAUUGAUAUUUACAGAUGACUGUCACUGAAUGAGUGAAUGUAAAUAUACCACCGAUGACACAGGAACACAAUAAAUCUUGUAUUUAUUCUCUAAGCAAA